AUUUCCCGACAGCCCAUGAAUGCAACACUAGCUUUUGCGUCCAGUGCCUGACAUGGUAGUAGCAUCACAACAGCGUUUGAAUGGGUUUUUGUCGGGCCUCCAUUAAGCUUUGUGCCCCGGGGAGCUUACACGUAAUAUUUUGGCAACACUGUGGCUUUGUCUGGAUGUUAUCACCUUCAGAACUUCUCGUUGCCCCAGUUUUCCCACAGGGCUUCAACGCUAAGUAGUUUAGCCUCAUCUGCUCAACCGUAACGUUGUACUAACCGACAGCGGUUAGCUAGCUAGCCAGCUAGCCGCUAACAGCUUUCUUCAAUGUUGGAAAAGUUGAUCUAAAUGGGUUGGAAAAUAAGGAACUCGCAUUCUCAUCAAAGUAUAGAACGUGUGGGAUAGUUUGUUUAUAGGAAUUUUCACAAUGGACCUCAAUUUUUACUCGGAGCUGUCGGAUGGUUGUGCUCAAAAUGUUGAUACGGAGUUUUUGGAUACCCAAGCUUAUGGUGGAUACUCUGAAGAAAACAAGUUUGCAGAAGGCAGCGACAGCUACCUCACCAUCAGUGGAGCGGGCCACCCUUUCUUGUCCGCUGAGCAGACAUUUCAUACUCCCAGUCUCGGCGAUGAGGUGUUUGAGAUCCCCCCCAUCUCCCUUGACCCAGACCCGACUCUGAGCAUCAGUGAUGCAGUGUCCCACUUCGAGUUGGCCGAUGGGUCAGACGGCACCGGGGGACCAUCAGGCUCCCGUAGCCUUGUCAGCAACCUGGUAGUCGAAGCCAAUGACCCUUCCUUCGCUUCCACCUUUGUAAACUCUGGGUCCCAGGGCCUGGAGCAGCUGAACCUUGGGGCACUGGGCCAAGCCGGAGGGGGAGCACUGCUCAGCUCCUCAGCUUUGGAACUGGGGAGUUCCGGCGGUUCACAUUUCAGCAGUUCGUCCCCGAUGACCAUUGAUGUCCAGCUUGGCGACAUUAGCCAUGGGCUUUUGGGAAGCAGUCAUCUGUCCACUAUCAACCAGUCUGAGCUAGGAAUGGGUCUUGGGGGUGAAAACAUGAGGCAUCAUUCAGAGGCGCAUGAGCAGCCGCUGUCUGCGACGCCAUCACCCGCCGGCUCCCUGCAGGAUGAGGACAUGGAUGACUUCAAGAGGAGUGUGCUGGUAGACUCCCCCAUGUCUCUCUCCUCUUCCCUUUCCCACAUGUCCACUCACCCGGCUCCUAUAUCUUCAGUGUCCCCAGCUGUGGCCAGGAGGGCCGGGGGAAAGCCAGCCACACUGGCCUCAGUGACUGCUGCGGCGGGCGCUAAGAAAGAAAGGAAGAAGAAAGACCCAAAUGAACCGCAGAAGCCUGUUUCAGCAUACGCUUUGUUCUUCAGAGACACACAGGCAGCCAUUAAGGGCCAGAACCCCAACGCCACUUUUGGGGAGGUGUCAAAGAUUGUGGCCUCCAUGUGGGACAGCUUGGCGGAGGAACAGAAACAGGUGUAUAAGAGGAAGACAGAAGCAGCCAAAAGGGAGUAUUUGAAAGUACUGGCAGCUUACAAAGCCAACCAGCUCUCACAGCCUGCCACUGAGGACAUGGAGACUGCCCCUUCACCACCUCCACCAGUGGUAAACCCAGCACCCACAGCUCUUCCCUCAGCCGCUCACCAGGCUCUCCGACCAGCUAACAGCACACUGGAAGAGAACACCAUCACCAACAUCUGUGCCUCCAACAUCAUCCUGGACGUCCCAGAGAUGACCACACGUUCACGCACGGGGGCAAACAAAGUCACAGCUCCAGCAGCUGCAGUACCCCCGACUCAGACCAUCACCAAGAUCAUCAUCCCAAAGCACAUGUUGCAGGCGGGGGGCCAGGUGGUGACUGUGUUGCCGGGCGGGGCCCGCGCUUUGCAGCCUACACUGGUGGUGUCGGGUGGUGCUCGUCUGCCACCUCCACUGCAGCAGAUGCAAAAUGCGCCACCUCCACCACGGCUCCAGCAAAUGGCGCCAGCUCCUCCGCCCUUACAGGCCAAGCCCCGCGAGGGAAGCUCCACGCCGGGUCUCGCUGUGUCUGUCACGGCUACACCUCCGCCUCCACUCCAGAUAAAAAUAGUCCCUGCCUCCCUGCAGGGCAAAGACACCCUGCCAAUUAUUGUCCCUGACACAGCGGCGGGGUCAUCGGCUGCAGCUACAUCCACCCAGUCUGCAUCUGUGGUGUCAGUGCAGGUGGUGAACUCUGCUGACAUGUCAGGCAAUACAGACGAUGAAGAAGUUACAGAGGUGCUGCCUUCAGAAGAGGAUGAGAUGGAGGUGAAUGGGUCCAGUGAUGCCUCGGCCAUGAGGAGCGUGUGCGCGAGGGCGGGCUGCAACAAUCCGGCCAUAGAGAGCGACGACUGGGACAAAGAGUACUGCAGCAACGAGUGUGUGGCCACUCACUGCAGAGAUAUAUUCAUGGCGUGGUGCUCUAUCAGGAAUCAGAGCAUGGGAACAGUGAAAUAAGAACAGCAAACACUUGUUUCUCCACAAAGAGCGAGUGUAUACAGAUGAAGGACAGAUGCUUCACACUGCAGUGUCAGUUCUCUCAUUGUUUUCUUUUUUUACAUGUACUGUAGGUUUGGACAGUUGCUGUUUAGGACAAUAAACAACAUGUUGUGUUGUUAAAUUAGGACAGCCACAAAGACAAAUAUUCUACAGUGUUAGAUUAUGUACGCAACUUUUAUUCAGGCACCAAGAGACGUCAAGGCAGCUAGAGAAAAGAUCAGCAAAACGAAGCAAUUCAGUUGGUCAAGAUAAUGGUGUUCUUAGAUUCUUUUUACUAAAGCCUACACAGGUCAGUUAAUACCUGCUAUACUUUGCUGGAAAAGUGCUUCUCAAAAUAUUCCGAGAAAGAGGAUCAACAUUUCAACCUUUUUACAGCAGCCUGAGACACACGAUUGUAAAGUGCUCAGCACCCAAUUUGAAAUGAAUGCUCUGUCUCUUGCAAUAACCAGGAGACACACAUCUUUGUUUCUUUUCUUAGCUGAAAUAUGCAUUAGUUUGAGUUGAAAAAAACAGUUGGAUCACUGUAUGCUUUGUUUUUGUACUGUGGCACUACAGGGGUCUUCUAGGUUUAAUAUUGCCUUCAUCUUUUUGUAUAAAAAAAAUGUUCAGAUCAUUGGCAGUUGUUAAAGAAAUGUUCAACUUCAAUGUUUUCUUAAUAAAUGGGCAAAUUUG
Molecule: messenger RNA, 3175 nt
Organism: Acanthopagrus latus (yellowfin seabream)
Lineage: Eukaryota; Metazoa; Chordata; Actinopteri; Spariformes; Sparidae
Gene: tox4a
Product: TOX high mobility group box family member 4 a
Exons: 9
Coding region: 413-2461 (682 amino acids)
Biological process (GO): regulation of transcription by RNA polymerase II
Cellular component (GO): nucleus
Molecular function (GO): chromatin DNA binding
Source: RefSeq, a predicted model, not a curated record